Molecule: messenger RNA, 1191 nt
Organism: Paramuricea clavata
Lineage: Eukaryota; Metazoa; Cnidaria; Anthozoa; Malacalcyonacea; Plexauridae
Source: the annotation of a GenBank genome assembly
AUGAACAUUGAGCCAUCUGUGGAACAUAUUUGGAUCGAGAUUAAGGGUAAAAAUAAAAACAGUACUGUAUUGCUUGGAGUUUUCUAUCAGCCAGAUUUUGAUCUUUCAAAAAAAACUGUUUGGAUUGAAAAGUUUGAAUCAGUUCUAGCUGCAGUUCACUUGAAAUGGGACGGUAUUAUGAUAAUUGCUGGUGAUAGUAAUAUCGACUUGUGUAGCUCUUCAAAUAUAGGAGAAAAAUAUCAGGCAGUUUUACACGCAUUCAAUCUCACCCAGCAUGUCACAGCACCAACUCGUAAAGGAAAAUGUCUCGUUGAUCAUAUCAUAACAAAUAUUCCACAAAAUGUUAUAGCAACGGAUGUUUUAGCUACACCGGAAAUUAGUGAUCACGAUAUGCCGUAUCUUAUUGUAAACGUGAGAUCAAACAGAUUCGAACCAAGAUUUAAAUAUAUUCGCUCGGAGAGAUUAUUUAGUCCAGAAGCAUUUCUACAAGAUAUUAGUGAACUGCCAUUUUCAACCGUGUACGCUGUUGACGACAUAGAUGACAAAAACGAUAUAUUUAAUGAAUUACUACGUAGCUGUAUUGAUCGACACGCCCCUUUAGUGCGUUGUAAGUUAACCCGUCCUCCCGCUCCUUGGCUUCAAGAUGUCGACAUCCAAAAUCUGCAAAAACGUCGGGAUGCUCUGAGGUUUAUUGCCCAUCAAACGCAGUUAGAGUCAGACUGGUCAAUUUAUCGCUCUGUUCGGAAUAAGAUUAAAUCGGCUAUUAAGACAGCAAAACAUAAUUUCUAUAGGAAAGCUCUCUCAUCUAAACGCUUAAAAAACGUAUGGUCAGUAAUUCAUAAAAUACUUAACCCAAAUCCCAAACGAAUAAGAUCAGAUCCAGCGGAGCUUAAUAACUUCUUCGUGUCUACAACCCAACGCAUUUUUGGAGUAGACUCUGGUCCAGGAUCGGACAUUGUUACCUAUUUAGAGUCUCUACCCCAAGAUAGAAGUGAUAAUGGCUUUAAGUUGAAACCAGUAACCUUCAACGAUGUUUGUCAGCAACUGAAUAUCAUCCGAAAUGACUGUUCCACUGGCUAUGAUCAUUUACCAAUUAAAUAUUUAAAGCUGACUUCGCAACACAUUCUUUCUCCAUUGACCCAUAUUGUAAACGCUCAUAUCGCAGAUGUCGAAAGUCCUCAUGGAAAGUAG